Manihot esculenta (cassava) is the source of this 1848-nucleotide messenger RNA. RefSeq lists its product as uncharacterized. The transcript has 6 exons. Bases 274 to 1566 code for a protein of 430 amino acids. NCBI's taxonomy places the organism in Eukaryota, Viridiplantae, Streptophyta, Magnoliopsida, Malpighiales, Euphorbiaceae. The record is from RefSeq and is a predicted model, not a curated record. Gene Ontology annotation, molecular function: lipid binding.
UUUCUACAGCCUCUCUGCUCCUCCAUAUCUUUAUCUCAUUAUUCCCUUCUCCACCUUCUUCCUUGUUUAUUGGCCCAUUUUGUAUAUCUGCUCUGCUUUGACUCGUGUCCCUCUUUUUUUCUUAGAAACCCUCGACUAAUCGCUGUGCUUAACGCUUCUUAUCAUUUCGAUUCAAUCGAGGGUUUUCCUUCUUUUUUUCUGGUUUUCCCUCGGUUUAAUUAUCUGGGGUGUAUUUGGAUUGCUGAACAUUCAUUUUUUUCGCAUAAGGGUUAAAUGGCUUUGUGGUCCAUUUUAUUGGAGAUUUUGAAGAGACCCACUUUUGGGGAUGUCCUGGCUGAGCUCGUUAUGUUUGUGAUUCCUUUGUGGAUUGCAGUUAUUGUUGGGGUUUUAGUAGGAUGGGCAUGGAAGCCUAAAUGGGCCAAUUUGGGUAGAACAAUGUUGGAUUCUUCUGUCUCAAAGGACUCUGUAAAAGCUGUAGCAUCACCGCCAUCGUCGUUGAUCACCACCUUGAAUUCAAUGAAGUUUCAGUUGCCCAGUUUCAUGUCUAGGACUGCCGAAGAUGGAGUUCAGAAGGACUCUUCCUCUGCGCCACCUGACAUUAGGGAUGAUUCCAGUUCUUCACAGUUGCAAAAGGAUAAAUCCAGCAUAGUGAAUGAAGAUGAUUUAGAGAUUUUGUGUAAACUUGUAGAAGACAAAGAUGGUGGUGCUCCUUGGAUUCAGAUGAUGGAUCGUUCCAGCCCAACUAUGAGCUAUCAAGCUUGGCGUAAAGAUCCUGAGAUUGGCCCUACGCAAUAUCGUACCAGAACUGUUUUUGAGGAUGCUACUCCUGAAAUAGUGAGGGAUUUCUUCUGGGAUGACGAAUUUCGGUUGAAGUGGGACGACAUGGUUAUACAUGCUGCAAUUUUGGAGGAGUGCCCAACCACAGGAACCAUGGUAGUCCAGUGGAUACGCAAGUUUCCCUUUUUUUGCAGUGACAGAGAAUACAUCAUAGGCCGUCGGAUUUGGGAAUCUGGUCGAUCUUAUUACUGUAUUACAAAGGGUGUUCCUUGCUCUUCUGUGCCAAGACGUAACAAACCAAGACGUGUUGAUUUGUUCUAUUCAAGCUGGUGCAUUCGUGCAGUUGAAUCAAAAAGAGGGGAUGGCCAGCUGACUGCAUGUGAGGUGCUACUGUUCCAUCAUGAAGAUAUGGGUAUUCCUUCGGAAAUUGCAAAGCUUGGAAUCCGGCAUGGUAUGUGGGGAGCAGUGAAGAAGAUAGAGCCAGGUUUACGUUCAUAUCAGAAGCACAGAGCAAAUGGAGGUCCACUCUCACGCUGUGCUUUCAUGGCUCAGAUCAACACCAAAGUGAGCGUAGACUACCUGAGAUGUUUGGAAAGCAGUGCUAGUAGUUCUUCCUCAGAGGUUGAGAACCAGGACUCUUCUUCCAGGAAACCGGGUGGAAACAUGCCUAGGCUGCUAUUGAUUGGCGGAGCUAUUGUCCUUGCUUGUACUCUUGACCAGGGCCUAUUAACUAAGGCAGUUAUAUUUGGUGUAGCUAGAAGGUUAGCAAAAAUUGGGAGGUGGUCGUGAUUUGGAAAUUAUUUUUGGAUCAUUGCUCUGACCUCAGCUGAGUUAGUUGCUUCUGCAGUGAAUUGAGAAAUAGUUGGAGGAUGUUGAAUCUCCCAACUCCUCGACCUGUUUUGAAAUGGAUGGAAGCUUUUUAUUCAAUUUUUUUUUCCCUUGAGCUUUUGAGGUAGCGUGUGGCUUAAGAUUGGAAAAGAGAGAAGAUGAUAUAGUUGUAUUCAUGAAGUUUUAGCAAUGUGAUAAGGAAACUCAAGCUACAUGAAUAAUUAAAUUUUCAGGUUCUUGUCA